Molecule: messenger RNA, 861 nt
Organism: Podospora bellae-mahoneyi
Lineage: Eukaryota; Fungi; Ascomycota; Sordariomycetes; Sordariales; Podosporaceae
Exons: 2
Coding region: 1-861 (286 amino acids)
Source: RefSeq, a predicted model, not a curated record
AUGCUAUCACCGAACCGUCACAGAGAGAGACAGAUUAACCUGGACGAGACAGGGGUCUGCGAGCCGCCCCUCAAGCUUGAAGAAUCAAGUGGCCAACCGCAGAACUCUUUCCUCCUGGUCGAGAAGUCGGGUGCAGCUCCAAACAUCAGUUUGAACCUUCAUGGGAGCACCAAAUUCGAACUCGGUCUGAUGGCGGUCUUUGGCACGAUGCUCCAGUUUGCGGUCCUUGCCUUCUGUGGCUGGACUGCGUACUGGCCUCAUGAGCCUGGCUCUAUUUUACUCAAGGACGAAAAGCCGGCCGAGCGCUACGCGUUUCCCUGUACCCUAAGCGGGACAUUGCUGUUAGUUGUCGGGCUCACUCUCUGCGCUCACGUGGUGGAGUCGAGAACCAUCGAAACAGAGUUUAGAGCGGGGGGCAAGACGAGCGGGCGUUUACUUUGGAUCCAGAGGGCGGCAACGGUCAGUGAUCAGACCUUUGGGUCAUACGCACUUUACGCUGACAGAGAUCCAUUUGUCUUUCGAACCUCUCGACUCGCCGAUACUGUCAAUAGACGCACGAAAACGAACAAAGGUCAAAUCAUCAAUGAAGGUCUUGAAGCUUUCCGCCAAACAGAAACAAUCAUUGGAGUCUCAAUAGGACUUACCGGUUUUGUCGUACAGUUCAUUGGUCUUCGCGGUAUGAGUUGGUGCGCUGCGCUUGCUCAGUUGAUCGCAACGUUGGCCAUGACAGCUAUCCGAGCCUGGGCUCGCAGAGAGUCGGACAGCUCGUUCCACGCCAUCCCUUUGGAUCCGGGCUUCGAGCUUGAUUGGGUCGCUUCUAACCUUGGGCCCUAUGGUGAUAUAGAGGAAAGCUUGGACUAA